Molecule: messenger RNA, 2534 nt
Organism: Neltuma alba
Lineage: Eukaryota; Viridiplantae; Streptophyta; Magnoliopsida; Fabales; Fabaceae
Product: probable methyltransferase PMT23
Exons: 8
Coding region: 339-2288 (649 amino acids)
Cellular component (GO): endosome; trans-Golgi network; cytoplasm
Molecular function (GO): methyltransferase activity
Source: RefSeq, a predicted model, not a curated record
CUUCUCCUGCCCGUAGCUGGUUAGAUUUAGAUUAGAUUACUACGUUACAGGUUAACCAGCGCCGACGUUGGAGCCUGCGAACUGUCAAGGAAUUCACUAAAAGACAACUAUCUGUGUUGGUGGCACCGCGUCUCCUGGAAAGUGAGCAAUCCUGGGAUGAUACGGCCAACACUCCCACCCCAUGUUUCAGAGAUCCCAGAAUUAACACAAUUUUUAAUUUUAUCAUUGAAUUCACAACCACCUCUCUCUUUGUUCAUCUUGGAUAACGACAUUUUGAAAGAGCUUCCUCGUUCAACCGCGUCUCUGUCUCUCUCUCGACUUUCCAUUCCGGCGUAGAAAUGGCAAUUGUGGUUGAAUCUCUCUUCAAAGAAAGAAAGUACCCGUUCGUUUUCGCACUCUUGAUUUUGCUCAUAUGCGUCACGCUCCUCCUCUUCUCUAACUCUACCUCCACCACCACUUUCAACCGCGUCGUCUUCUAUCCUGAAGUUAAAGGCCAACCAUCUCCGACCCCUUUCGUGGCCCCGAUCUCAUCAAUUCAGAAAGACCAAGCGUUACCUAAAAAAGUGGCCCCUGCCACAAGCCCAAAAACUGAAGGGCUACCCCAAAACUUGAAUCCGAUCACGAUUCCCAAAGAUGAAGGGCCACCCGAAAGCGAGCUUCCGAUCACACAACCCAAAGGCCAAGAGCUUCCCCAAAAGAAGGGGGAUAUCGACAUUGUUACCGUUGAUGUGAAUAUUGAUUGGAAGCUAUGCAAGGGUCCAAUGGCGGUGGAUAAUAUACCCUGUUUGGACAAUUACAAGGUGAUCAAGGCUUUGAAGAGUAGGAGGCACAUGGAGCAUAGGGAAAGGCAUUGUCCAGAUCCUACCCCGCACUGUUUGGUGCCGCUUCCGAAUGGGUAUAAAGUCCCCGUUCCGUGGCCCAAGAGCAGGGACAUGAUUUGGUAUAACAAUGUGCCUCAUCCAAAGCUCGUGGAGUACAAGAAGGACCAACAUUGGGUGGUAAAGUCUGGUGAAUAUCUUGUCUUUCCCGGAGGUGGCACUCAAUUUAAAGAUGGAGUUAAUCAUUAUAUUGAAUACAUACGGAAGACACUACCAGAAAUUCAAUGGGGAAAGAAUAUCAGGGUUGUCUUAGAUGUUGGUUGUGGCGUUGCUAGCUUUGGUGGAUAUCUGCUGGACAAAAAUGUUAUGACCAUGUCAUUUGCCCCAAAGGACGAACAUGAAGCUCAGAUACAGUUUGCUCUAGAGCGAGGAAUUCCUGCAACUCUUUCUGUUAUUGGAACACAAAAGCUGACAUUUCCAAAUGACGGAUAUGAUUUGAUCCAUUGUGCACGAUGCAGGGUGCAUUGGGAUGCAGAUGGUGGUAAACCAUUAUUUGAGCUGAAUAGGAUUCUUAGACCUGGAGGCUUCUUUGCAUGGUCUGCCACACCAGUUUAUCGAGAUGAUGAAAGAGAUCAGAAAGUAUGGAAUGCCACGAUGACCGUAAUAAGAUCUAUGUGCUGGACGGUUGUGGCUAGGACUUUUGAUUCAUCUGGAAUUGGGAUGGUUAUAUACCAGAAGCCUACUUCACCUGAUUGCUAUGGAAAACGCAAAGUGAAUAAUCCACCUUUGUGUCAAGAGAAGGAUGGGAAAAAUAGCUCAUGGUAUACCAGAUUCAGCAGUUGCCUUUCUCCUCUUCCGGUUGACGGCAAGGGUAAACUGCAGAGCUGGCCCAUGCCCUGGCCCAGGAGGCUUACCAGUAAACCUCCUAGCUUGCAGUCUGAUUUUGAUGCUAUUGAGAUGUUCAACAAGGAUACCAAACACUGGUCUCAAUUAGUCUCAGAUGUUUAUGCGAAUGGUCUUUCUAUCAACUGGGACAGGGUGCGAAAUAUAAUGGACAUGAAUGCUGGUUAUGGAGGGUUUGCCGCAGCACUAAUUGAUCAACCAGUCUGGGUGAUGAAUGUAAUGCCCAUUGAUUUGCCAGACACUCUUUCUGUCAUAUUUGAUAGGGGUUUUAUAGGAAUGUACCACGAUUGGUGCGAAUCUUUCAAUACCUAUCCUCGCACAUAUGAUCUUCUUCAUUCGAGCUUCCUUUUCGGAAAUAUUGAGAAAAGAUGUGACAUUGUAGACGUGGUUGUAGAGAUGGAUCGCAUAUUGAGGCCAGAAGGAUAUGUUGUGGUUCAAGACUCCAUCGAAGUAAUCAGGAAGCUGAGCCCAAUCUUGCGUUCACUUCACUGGUCUGUGAGUGUACAUCAAGAUCAGUUUCUUGUGGGCAGAAAGGGUUUCUGGCGCCCCAUGGCAGGUGGACGCUGAAUAAUGAACAAGAUUACUGCGAUGAUAUAUCCCAUUUUUGAAUCCUCCCUUGUUUUAUUUUGUUCUGGCUGGAUACAAACUAAGAAAUCGAUGCUGCAGAACAUGUUUACGAUGCUGAAGUUUUUCCGACAGGAAGCCUUGUCUGAGUAUGAAUUCUGUAGACCAGACUUGGACUGCGAGAUUUUUGUUCCUCAUUUUCCCUGUUGCGUGUUCAAUGACAUUUAGCUGUGGUUCUUUGGGACCUAA